This is a messenger RNA of Musa acuminata AAA Group (dessert banana), 837 nucleotides long. RefSeq lists its product as uncharacterized. The record is from RefSeq and is a predicted model, not a curated record. NCBI's taxonomy places the organism in Eukaryota, Viridiplantae, Streptophyta, Magnoliopsida, Zingiberales, Musaceae. The transcript is spliced from 3 exons. The coding region runs from base 1 to 837 and encodes 278 amino acids.
AUGGAGUUCUUCGAGGGAGCGAGCACAGUCCGCCUGCGAAGCAUCCACAACACGUACCUUGUGGCGGACGAAUACUCGCAGCACGUGAGGCUCGAUCGAGACGGCUCCUGUAGCGGUGCCCGGUGGACCGUCGAGAUCUUCACCUACAUUGGCGACCGGCGCCGGCUCCGCCUCAAGAGCUUCUACGGACGCUACCUCGCCGCUCACCGCACGGAGACCGCCUUCCUCAACCUCACCGGCAAGAAGGUGUUCCAGGAGGCGCCCCUUUGCUUCGGCCCUCGCGUCAACUGGCUGCCGCUCCGCGACGGCUGCCGCGUCCGGCUCAAGUGCGUCUUCGACCAGUUCCUCCGGGCCAACGCUGGCCCCCCGCCGUGGCGCAAUUCGGUGACGGUCGACACCCCGUCGUUCCCCUACACCCGAUAUUGGAUUCUGUGGGACGUCGAAUUACUCGAGACGCCGGCACACCCGCCGGUCUCCCCGGUUCACAUAUGCGGCGGUGCCUCCUGCUCCUCCUCCACAGUGGCCAGCGACGCAGCUGCUGCCUCCUCCAUCACUAUCCAAUACAAGGUAGCAGAUGAUGCUGGUAACGUGGACGAGAGCAGUAGCCGGCGAAUGUUGACUUUUGCUGCUGGAGGGAGCAUCGGCAUGCUGAAGAGGAGGCUGCAGGAGGAGACAGGGCUGGUCAACAUCUACGUGUGCGGUUGGAGUCCGACGGACGGCAGCCUCGUUCCGAUCAAUCUUCCGCCGCCACCUGAUUGCCCCCACACUCAGGUCGUGGUGGUGAAGGCCAACUCAACGGCUGCAAGGAACUUGAAGAAUAGAUAUGAACAGCGCUAG